AUGUUAUAAUUAAAUUUUUUAUUCUUUAUACAGUUAAGGUUUGCUUAAUGUAUCUUCUAUUUGGGUUUAUUCUUUGUGAUACUUUUAAGGAAGGCUUUUAGGAGUGUUUAGGAAUAACUUUUCUUUCUUACCAUUAAUCUUAGUUUUAAAGCUUUAUUUCCUUGUGAUUUAAACUCUUAUCUGUAUUUUAAUUAAUAAUCCUUUUGAUUCUGUUACUAUUUUUAAUAUUUUUAAAUUUAUAUCCCACACAUUUUAGAUAAAUUUUAAUCCUGUACACAUUUUCCUACCUUCUUUGUUUAAAAUAUGGGAAAUGAACCCGAAGUAAACUCCGAUGAUGAACUGCUGAGUUUAUUACAUGUUUCUGGUGGCAAAUUCUCUAAACAUUUCACUCUAGAUUCUGGCACUUUAUUGAAUGAAUAUACUAAAUAUGGAAUUUUCAAAGAUGAAAAACCUUCUGAUUCUCAAGGUGAAUUCAAUAGUUCUAGCCUAUAUUUUGAUUUUAUAAACACUCUAAAGAACCUCUCUGAUGCUCACACAUCACACGAAUACGUUCGUUAUCUGUUCGUCAAGGACAAACAACAAUCUUCAAACAAUAUUAAUUUCAGCAGAUCAGAGUUUUUCGACGAUACUAUAAAACACUAUGAGGUUUUAGUUCACAUAAAACCGUACAACAUGAUUGAGAAAUGUACUCUGCGUGAAAUUGAGGGAGUUCCUGGCGUGACUGAUCCUGAUAAUUUGACAGUAAAGACUGUUAAUUCAAUGUUGGUGCAUGCAGAUAUCGUUGACGUAAUACCGUCCUUGGGCUUCAAGUUAUCCAAAAAACAAAAUGUUUCUAGUGAAGUUUUUCAUAUAAAUUAUGGCUCUAACAAUUAUGUCCAGAUAUCUGUAAUGCGUCACAUGGAAGACAAAGAGGAUCUAUUCCCAUCUACAUUCCUGGUUGAAAUAAAAUGUUUUGGUAAUCUAGAGCUUGAAUUCUACAAGAAUCGAAUAAACACAACCUCAAAACUACUGUAUAAAUUUGUAAAAUUUUAAACUAACUAAUUUUAUAAAUAUAUAUAA
Molecule: messenger RNA, 1059 nt
Organism: Theileria parva strain Muguga
Lineage: Eukaryota; Apicomplexa; Aconoidasida; Piroplasmida; Theileriidae
Exons: 6
Coding region: 304-1032 (242 amino acids)
Source: RefSeq, a predicted model, not a curated record